UGACCGUCAACGAGUCGAGAAAAUUCGCGCUCCGCGAGGAGGAUAUCUCUCGUUCGAUUCUCACUGAAAGUUUGCUCAGGAUGGCACAAAACGUGAACCCUUUCAGUUCGACACAAAACACGCCAACAAAGGCGGCUGAGGAGAAGCAGAGCUUGCCGAAAGAUAAUCAUGCAGUCAGCAAACGAUUGCAAAAGGAACUCAUGGUACUAAUGAUGAGCACUGAGCAAGGAGUAUCUGCCUUCCCAGAGGGAGAAAACUUAUUUAAAUGGAUUGGGACUAUCACAGGACCAAGAGACACAGUAUAUGCUGGUCUCACCUACAAAUUGACUUUAGAGUUUCCACAUAGUUAUCCAUAUAGCGCUCCUAUAGUACGCUUUGCUACACCUUGCUUUCACCCAAAUGUAGAUACCGGUGGUAAUAUCUGUUUGGAUAUAUUAAAAGAUAAGUGGAGUGCAUUGUACGAUGUGCGUACUAUUUUACUUUCUAUACAAUCCCUUCUUGGUGAACCUAAUAAUGAAAGCCCACUUAAUCUCGAAGCAGCAGAGCUAUGGAAUAAUCAGACGAAAUAUAAAAAGUAUCUGAUGGAAGAAUAUCACAGAGCAUUUGAUCGAGCACAGAGCAAUCGUAAUCAACAAGAUUCAUGAUAAGCCAUAAUUUACUGUAAUCUACAUUUUGUGACGCAUUUAAUAUUAUUAUUCCUAUCAAAGAUAGGGUUAAAUGUAAUAUUAAAAUAGAAUUUUCUGUACUUCUUUUAAGAAUCAUUAAGUACUGUUAAGUUAAAAUUUUCUUCUUUUGGCUAUAAC
Camponotus floridanus (Florida carpenter ant) is the source of this 803-nucleotide messenger RNA. It is a transcript of the gene vih, whose product is annotated as ubiquitin-conjugating enzyme E2 C. The record is from RefSeq and is a predicted model, not a curated record. The coding region runs from base 81 to 644 and encodes 187 amino acids. NCBI's taxonomy places the organism in Eukaryota, Metazoa, Arthropoda, Insecta, Hymenoptera, Formicidae. The transcript is spliced from 4 exons.